GGAAGUGAUACUGUGUGUGUUUGCAUGUGUGUGUAUGUGUGUGUGUGUAUAUGUGUGUAUGUUAGCACUGGUAGCAGCAUGGCGGCGGAGGGAGAGGAGGUAACCGUGUCUCUGGUGGACGUGCUGGAGGAGGAUGAGGAGCUGGAGCAGGAAGCAUCGGCUGUGCUCGCAGGCAGCGACUCGGAGAAGUGUUCAUAUCCAGAGGGGUAUGUGAAGCGUCAGGCUCUCUACGCUUGUAACACCUGCACACCAAAGGGAGGAGAAGCAGCAGGAAUCUGUCUUGCCUGUUCAUACAAGUGUCAUGAAGGUCACGAACUGUUCGAGCUCUACACCAAGAGAAAUUUCCGCUGUGACUGUGGGAACGAGAAGUUUGGAGAGAUGGAGUGCAGGUUGUUCCCAGAGAAAGAGAAGACUAACUGCGGGAAUCAAUACAGUCACAAUUUCUAUGGGCUGUACUGCACGUGUGAGAGACCCUACCCUGACCCGGAGGACGAGGUGGCUGAUGAGAUGAUCCAGUGUGUGGUGUGUGAGGACUGGCUGCAUGGUCGGCACUUGGGUUGUGUGGUCCCAGAGUGUGUUGAACUUCAGGAAAUGAUCUGUGAGUCCUGCAUGAAUAAAUGUCCGCUCCUGUGGACCUACGCUGCUCACCUCGCCGUGCCUCCUACAGUGAAGGUGUGUAAAGAAGAGGAGGAGAACGCCAGAGUGGAGGUGGAGCAUGACGAUGAGAAUAAAACAGAAGUGAAGAAAGAAGGAAAUGAGAAGGUUGAGGUGUGUGAGAAGGUGGAGGUGUGUGAGAACGGGACGGCUGGCUGUAAGAGGAAGCUGCAGGAGCUGGAGGCUGAAGGAUCUCGGUGCAGGUUUGAGGAGAUGAAGUGUUCGGGGAAGAGCCGAGUUCAGCAAGGAGCCGUGUUCUGGCCUGCAGGGUGGCGCUCUAAACUCUGUUCCUGUCAACACUGUAAGAGUGUGUUUGUGGAGGGUGGAGUCUCCUUCCUGUUGGAUGAGAUGGACACAGUGUUGGCCUAUGAGAAUAAGGGCAAAACCACCGAGCAGGCGACUGUGGGGGAAACCAGAGACCCCCUCAUGUCUGCACUUAAUAACCUGAACCACGUUCAACAACUCGAGAUCAUUCACGAGUAUAAUGAUAUGAAGACUGAGCUGAAGGAUUACUUACAGAGAUUUGCAGCAGAGGGAAAGGUGGUGACACCAGAAGAUAUCCGUCACUUCUUUGAACAGCAGCAGAGUCGUAAGAGACGGAGAGCCGACGCCGGGCAGUUCUACUGCACCUGAAACCCGUUGCCCCCUUUUAUAAAAGAUAGAAAUUUCUAGAGCCAUGAAUGCAGAAGCCAUGGUGUAGUUCUGUUCCCCAAAGAGCCGUUUAUACCAGAAAUAAAUCAUGAAUAAACACAACCUCACGUCGCUCACGUUACACUUUUAAUCGCUUUCGAUCCGUCUCCUGUUUGGUCACGUGACCUCAGUCAGGGUUUCUGUGUGUUUGUUGGUCUGUAUGAUGAACUUGUGGCUGCAGUAGUGAUUUUAUUGCGUUUUAACUCCUGCUUUAACUUUGUAAAUGUUUCUCUGAGAAAAUAAACACAGUAAUACUUUCA
This is a messenger RNA of Silurus meridionalis, 1604 nucleotides long. It is a transcript of the gene ubr7, whose product is annotated as ubiquitin protein ligase E3 component n-recognin 7. Gene Ontology annotation, cellular component: cytoplasm. The coding region runs from base 25 to 1287 and encodes 420 amino acids. The record is from RefSeq and is a predicted model, not a curated record. Lineage: Eukaryota; Metazoa; Chordata; Actinopteri; Siluriformes; Siluridae. Gene Ontology annotation, molecular function: zinc ion binding; ubiquitin protein ligase activity. The transcript is spliced from 11 exons.